Messenger RNA from Musa acuminata subsp. malaccensis (wild Malaysian banana), 468 nucleotides. RefSeq lists its product as uncharacterized. NCBI's taxonomy places the organism in Eukaryota, Viridiplantae, Streptophyta, Magnoliopsida, Zingiberales, Musaceae. The record is from RefSeq and is a predicted model, not a curated record.
UCUCUCUCUCUCUCUCUUUGUGUGUGUGUGUAUGUGUUUGAUCCCGUAAUACGAAUAGGAACACAGUGCAGGAAAGAGGGAAAGAUGAAGAAGAUACUCCGUUCCAGUAGUCGUGCCGAGAAACCCCCGGCCGAGAUGAGCACGACCGGCGGUUCCACCGAUGACAGCUCCGAGUCUCCGGCUUCCACCCCCUGCGACGUCGACGACCACAACGAUCCCUCCUGUUCGAGUUUACCCCAGACCGUCUCCUUCUUCGCCCACCCGCAGCAUGAUCUGACGUUAGUCUCCAAGGUCGACGAAGUGAAGGGAUCAGAGGGCGAGUGCAAGCUUUGCUUCGAGAAGCUGGAUGCCACGUUCUACCACUGCAAGGCGUGCCUGCUUAGCUACCAUCCGAUGUGCGCGCAGCUGUCGCCCACGCUGAUUGAGUCAGCGUCGCACCCGGAACAUGAGCUGGCGCUGCGAGGGUAA